UUGCUGUCCAAACCUACUGCCGCACAGCUGAGCUCCAGCAAGGUUCUUUUCGACGACGACAGGAGGCAAUAGCUUUCGCGUUCUCAAGCAAAAAAAAAAAUGUGAGUGCGCGUAGCGCACAGAGACCAAGACUUCCGGUGACGUCAUACAGAACGCUCAAGAAAAUACUACCAGAACUGUUACAACGAAGGGGUUUUCUAAAUCCCAGUCAAUUUCUGCUUCAUCGAACGAAACGGCAACUGUGAGGAGAUGACAUCGCACACGCCCGAGCGCCCGAAGCUGCUCAACUACUUCACCUCCAAGAAACCAUCGGCCGAGCAAAGAGAAGCGUCGGAGCAGGCGUUCCUCGCGUUCCUAGCAAGCGCCAACUCGGAACUCGACGCCGUAGCGGCAAAGGCCCCGACGAAACCUGACCCCCGGAGCGCCGAAGCAGGCUGCAGCCGCUGCACCGCCCAUCGCAGGAGGCGCCACAAGUGCAGCUCUUCUUCCCUCGAGGUCGACUUCGGCAACGAGGCCUCGAUCGUACAGCGGAACGGCGCGCGGCGGUUCAGCCUACCCGUCGUGUUCCGCAUCGUGGAGGGCGACCGCACCUUCUGGGACAUCAACCCGAACCAGAUCGCCCGCGAACUGGUCACCAUACUCAGCCGAGACGUGGUCCACCAGCGCCUGAGCCGGCGCGGCCUGCUCACGGUCCGCGUGGCCACUGCGGACGCGGCCAUCAAGCUGCUGGACAUCAAGACUCUGGGGGGCCUCAGCGUCGAGGCCAGCAUACCGGCGGUGCUGCUCAAGAACGAAGGCAAGAUACGGGCGGUGCCCUACCGCUACACGGACCAGCAGAUCUUCGAGAAGCUCAGACCCCUCGGGGUGAUCUGCGUGCGGCGUCAGUACGGCCUCAAGAAGACCGACGACGGCGGCGUGGAGCGCGGCCCGCGGGGCGUGGUCGUGCUCACGUUCAAGGAGGACGUGUCCCUGCCCACCCGCGUGAACAUCGGCCAGUUCUCGUACCCCGUCGAGGAGUACCUGGAGCCACCGCUGCAGUGCUUCCACUGCAUGCGCUACGGCCACUGCUACAAGGUGUGCCGCGCAGACGUUCGCUGUCGCCACUGCGCAGGUCCGCACCGCAUCAAGGACUGCACAGUCAAGGAAAUGCGCUGCGCCAACUGUCACGGAGCUCACAGGGCAACGUACCCGGGCUGCCCGAGGCGCAGGGACGCCGCUUUUGCCCAAAGGAUCCGCCAGUUCCGGGUAGAGGAAGAGUUAGCCGAGUGACGCAGAAGAUUUCCCUCUAAAGCCCGUGAGAACGCGACAGAAAUGCACGUCCGCGCAGAACCGAUCUGGAGUUGCGCAGCAUUACAAAUAAAGCCUUAUUUACAUUUAACGAUA
This is a messenger RNA of Dermacentor andersoni, 1383 nucleotides long. RefSeq lists its product as uncharacterized. NCBI's taxonomy places the organism in Eukaryota, Metazoa, Arthropoda, Arachnida, Ixodida, Ixodidae. The record is from RefSeq and is a predicted model, not a curated record.